CUCCGACGGUGCUCCUCGACGAGUCUGGGCUUGAGGUUUCUUCCUCACCACACCAUCGAUCUAUGUUUCUUCCCACGUCGCUGACCACUGUUGAGUCAGAAUCGACUAUGGUCCAAGUUAUCGGCCGCAAUCAAUACAACGCUACAGAAUCCCUGUCCCCCCAAUCCGUGGACAGCGAUCCCCUCCAACAGUUCAAGGCAUGGUUCUCUCAAGUCUCUUCCGAGUCUUCCCUCGUAUCCGAACCCGAAUCGAUGGUGCUCUCUACCUGCACUCUGAGUGGCGUUCCUUCCUCUCGCCAAGUUCUAUUGAAGCAAGUCGACAACCAGGGAUUCGUCUUUUACACCAACUACACCUCGCGGAAGAGCCUUGAGCUCGGCGCGAAUCCGAAUUGCGCGUUGGUCUUCUACUGGCGGGAGGCGCAUUGGAGUGUGAGGGUGGUAGGGAGGGCUGAGCGGGUGUCGAGGGAGGAGACAGAGGCGUAUUUUCGCUCCCGACCGAGGGAGAGCCAGUUGGGGGCCUGGGCCAGCAAACAGAGCAGUGUCGUUAGGGAGGGAGAAGUCACGGCUCGACUAGAAGAACUCAAGGUUCGGUUUGAGGGUAAAGAAGUAGAUGUGCCGGAUUUUUGGGGCGGGUGGAGGGUCCUGCCCAGCGAGAUAGAAUUCUGGUCUGGAAGACCGUCAAGGCUACAUGAUCGCGUGAGGUAUCUUAGAAAGGACGGUGGCGAGUGGAAUGUUGAAAGAUUGGCUCCGUGAUACUCUCACAAGAAAUUAUAAUCAUCGUUAUAACUAGAUCUCGAAAACAUAGGUAACAGCAAUAGCGCUCAGAAUGCCAUAUAACACCGGUUCAGACGCUUCUUGCAAUGAACAUUCAGACGACUCU
This is a messenger RNA of Guyanagaster necrorhizus, 879 nucleotides long. Its product is annotated as pyridoxamine 5'-phosphate oxidase. The transcript has 2 exons. The record is from RefSeq and is a predicted model, not a curated record. NCBI's taxonomy places the organism in Eukaryota, Fungi, Basidiomycota, Agaricomycetes, Agaricales, Physalacriaceae. Bases 63 to 752 code for a protein of 229 amino acids. Gene Ontology annotation, molecular function: pyridoxamine phosphate oxidase activity; FMN binding. Gene Ontology annotation, biological process: pyridoxine biosynthetic process.